This is a messenger RNA of Aspergillus calidoustus, 2463 nucleotides long. NCBI's taxonomy places the organism in Eukaryota, Fungi, Ascomycota, Eurotiomycetes, Eurotiales, Aspergillaceae. The record is from the annotation of a GenBank genome assembly.
AUGCCUGCUCAGAGUGAGCCUGCUUUUCAGCCUUCUUCAACGUCCGCAUCCCACCUCUUGUCGUCCUCGUCCAGCUCGUCGGGCCUAUAUCCGGCUGAUCGGGCGACUCCGUUAGUGGUUUCGUCAUCAUGCGACGCCGUUCCCACUGAAACCUUGUCUUAUGAGGGUUCUUCUCGGUUUCAUCCCCGCGACAUGGAUACGGAAGGCAAUGAGCAUCCCGGGGCAGGCCCUGAUGCCGCCAACCUAUUCGAGCAGCCACAUCGGCAAGCUGCGCAUCAUGCUCCCCGUCAAACAGCCCCGUCACUUGGAGGCGACCCUGCCCCCGACCAUGCGCUGUCCGCCUUUAUGUCCGUUCCUCGUUACCCGAAUGCCAUCCACGACCAGGCGAGUAUCCCCGUAUCCGAAGUCGUCAAUGCUGUGAUUGAGUCGGGCGAAUACUCUCACCAGCACCGGACGUAUGGCCAGAGCGCCCCGAUUUCAGAGGCCUCCCCGCAGGCAGAUCUGUACAUGUCCGAUUCGGAAAUGACCGACGUCCUGUCGGACUUUGGUGGUGUGCCUCUCAAUGACUAUUCGCUCGAGCGAGUGGAUGGAGCAGGGAUAUUCAACCCGUUCGCUCGCCACGCUCACGUCGUGAGCACUAAUAUCGCGCCCUCGGAGGCCACCGAGGAAGACAGCACCUCGGAUCUAGUAAUGGAAUAUGACCCGCGCAUCUCUCGACAUGAGCCGAUAUCUUUUACGACAACGCAAGAAGACGAUGAUGAUGCGCAGAAAUUUUAUCUAGACCACGGCGGCAAUGGUUAUGACGUUGAGUCUCACGACGAGUCGAUUGAGGAGAACCCGUCGCAUCUAUCCGAAGUUGACUUUGAGGAAUUCUACCACGGCCACGCGUUUGGCUCGCAAGAUUCUGGACUCGAUGAUCCAUUUGACCAAGAGGAUCAUGGCAGCUAUUUUACCGACGCCGACGAGGUCGAAGUUGAACCCGCGACGGAGCAGCAUUUUGCAGAAUCAGCGCAUACAACCACCCAGGAGAGAAAUCUCAAUAUCGAUCAAUUCGUACACCAGUGGAUUUAUCAGUCUUCUACCGCCGCAAUACCAAUGCUCUCGCUUGCGCCGCCUGUGUCGCCUCAAAAUAACCUCGGCAGCAGCCCCUGGUGGGUACCGCCGGCGAGAAUUACACGACCAAGUAGAUAUACAGGGGAUUUCUACGACGUCCAACAGAUCCCCUGGUGGGAGAAGCUGCGAGUCAGGCGCUCAGACGCCCGUAAUUUGCGGGACCAGUGGUAUACGUCCUACCACAAUUUACAGUACAACCGACAGCGGCCUAGUGUCCGACUUUCGGACGAGGAAUUCUACUUUCAGGGCAAGUCGAUGUAUACAGACCACAAGGCGACUAUCGAGCAUUUCCAACUCCGCAACCUGAUGUCUGUCCCGGCCUACAAUACUGUACACUUUUCGUCCAUGUCCAAGGUUUAUUCUUGGGUUCCAGGUUACGAUGAUUUGCAAUGCCUGAUUGAUUUGUCGGUACCCAGUGCGCAGUCUGGUUUUCACCACGCAGUGAAGAUCUCUACCAUGAAAUCAGCCUUUGGAGUUACGAUCGCUGGUGGAUUCAAGGGAGAAUAUGCCAUGCGAGCACACGGCGCUGAAGGCUCGGGAGCUGAAGGCAUCGUGACAAAAGAUGAUAGCGGAAUAACCAACCACGUUGAUAUCAUUUCGAGUCGCACGAAUCGCUCGCCGACUGGGGUCUUCGCUUCCAACGAUAACCACGUGCGGAUAUUGGACUGCGAAACGAACACCUUCCUUGCGGACUAUGAACUUGCGCAUGCAAUCAACUGCACGUCCACCUCGCCCGAUGGGCGUCUACGGGUGAUCAUCGGGGACUCUCCCGACGCCUGGGUCGUCGAAGCAGACACUGGCCGGCCCGUUCAUCCCCUGCGCGGGCACCGCGAUUUCGGGUUCGCAUGCGCCUGGUCUCCGGACAUGAUGCAGAUCGCAACGAGCAACCAGGACAAAACGGCCAUGAUCUGGGACGCGCGCAUGUGGCGUUUGCUCGACAAGUUCGAGUCCGACGUCGCUGGAUACCGAUCCCUACGAUACUCGCCUGUCGGCGGCGGACCGCGCACACUCCUUCUCUGUGAGCCCGCAGACAGGAUCGUAAUCGUGAACGCACAAACCUACCAAACCCGGCAGGUCCUCGACUUCUUUGGCGAAGUCGGCGGUGCAGAUUACUCGCCCGACGGCAGCACGAUCUGGGUAGCAAACACAGACGAGGACUUUGGAGGAUUCAUGGAAUACGACCGGCGCCAGUGGGGGCAGGCGCUGGGGAUGCAGCCGUCGCCCAAUGAGUGGGUUAAGGAGACCGAGCUCAAGGAGGAUGAGCGCUGUACACUGAAUGAUCGAGAGCGGCACAUGCGGUUCAUGUGGACUGCGUGUGAUGAGGAGCAUGAGGAGUUGCUACUGUUUUGA